AUGGAUGAUACAUAUGGUGAUCCUUCACUUUCAGGAGAUGAUGAUGAAACUGAUGAUAGCUAUGUUGGUCUUUCUGAUGGAGAUGAUGAUGAAACUGAUGAUAGCUAUGUUGGUCUUUCUGAUGGAGAUGAUGAUGAAACUGAUGAUAGCUAUGUUGGUCUUUCUGAUGGAGAUGAUGAUGAAACUGAUGAUAGCUAUGUUGGUCUUUCUGAUGGAGAUGAUGAUGAAACUGAUGAUAGCUAUGUUGGUCUUUCUGAUGGAGAUGAUGAUGAAACUGAUGAUAGCUAUGUUGGUCUUUCUGAUGGAGAUGAUGAUGAAACUGAUGAUAGCUAUGUUGUUGAUAUUCUUCUUAGCUUUCCCAUUGAGACGCUUCAUCAAGCGAUUAAUGGACCGGAUAUUAUCAUCAAACGUCAAGUGACCCCAAGGAAAGGUUUUGCAAUCCUCCACAUCGUUGACGAUUCUUAG
This is a messenger RNA of Brassica oleracea var. oleracea, 465 nucleotides long. RefSeq names its product prostatic spermine-binding protein-like. The record is from RefSeq and is a predicted model, not a curated record. The coding region runs from base 1 to 465 and encodes 154 amino acids. NCBI's taxonomy places the organism in Eukaryota, Viridiplantae, Streptophyta, Magnoliopsida, Brassicales, Brassicaceae. The transcript is spliced from 2 exons.